This is a messenger RNA of Parnassius apollo (apollo), 1179 nucleotides long. NCBI's taxonomy places the organism in Eukaryota, Metazoa, Arthropoda, Insecta, Lepidoptera, Papilionidae. The record is from the annotation of a GenBank genome assembly.
AUGACCGAUUCAGUAAAUAUGUCGUUAGAUGAUAUAAUAAAACAAAAUCGUACGAAUAAAUCACGAGGAAGAGGUGGCGGAACAAUACGAGGACGGGGUGGAGGUGGACGUGGAGCCCGCAGAGGUCGAGGUGGUGGUGCGGGACUUACACGUUCUGGAACUCCUGCAGCACGACAGGGUCGUUUCCGUUCUCGAGGACGGUCCCAAUCUCGUAGCGGUUCACAGACCCGUGGGCGAUCACAAUCCCGAGGUCGUUCGCAGUCUAGAAACCGCUCCCGCUCGCGUCAACAAAGACGGUCUUCAUCUCGUGCUAGGUCAGCAUCGAGAUCGAGAUCAAGAUCAAAUCUAAGAGGUUUAACUCCUAAAGGCAGAGCAGGUCUUGAUGAUCAACAGACAGAAAUGCCACAAUUAGUACGAACCAACAACUUUAAUAGAGGAAGAGGUAGAGGUGGAUUUCAAAACAGACUCCGCAGAUCUAAUUCAAAUGUACAAAUGGGAGUACACAGUCGAUUGGGAAUUGGUACUAAUAGAGGAGCUGCUAAUAAUAUCAAUCGUCCUCUUGCAGUAGCUAAAAGAGGUAUUGCAAAACGUGGACGUGGUUUUACUACGAGAAAUAGAUACAGUAAUGUUGGAUUAAGAUCUGAUCAAAUAAUUAAACAACAACGUCAGAAUUUAAUGUUAAACAAUUCUGUUAUAAAGUCUCAGACUUUUACUAGAUCGAGGAACAAUUCUUUCAACUCACCUUCUCAACUUACUGUAAGUGUUGCUAAUGAUUUUGCAAAGAGACGCAGGAACAGUGUAGGAAAUUACUUGGAUCAACAAAGCUUAGCUCAACUUAAUAAUCAAUUUGGUGUUUACAACACUAGAAGAGGACCAGGCAGUGUUAAGUCACUAGGAUCAAAUAGAUCUAAUAGAUCAAGUCGUUCUAACCAAUCUAACACCAGUAAUAGAUCAAGUCGUAGCAGGGGUCGUGGACGCAGAGGAAUCAAUCGUGGAGUCGGACGCAAAUUUGUUAAUAAACAAAUCCUCAAUCCAAAACUGCAAAAGGAAAUAGCAGCUAUACAGGGUAAAAGUUUUGGUAGUAGCUCAAAUCAAAUUGAGGUCCCAAGUGGUGUCAAUUUUACUCCAACACCUGCUGCUACUGGGCAAACCUUACAUCAGAGGUUUGCUAGUGCUUAA